Messenger RNA from Diutina rugosa, 717 nucleotides. RefSeq lists its product as uncharacterized. Gene Ontology annotation, molecular function: RNA binding; sequence-specific DNA binding. Gene Ontology annotation, cellular component: nucleus; cytoplasm. The transcript has a single exon. NCBI's taxonomy places the organism in Eukaryota, Fungi, Ascomycota, Pichiomycetes, Serinales, Debaryomycetaceae. The record is from RefSeq and is a predicted model, not a curated record. Bases 1 to 717 code for a protein of 238 amino acids.
AUGGAGUCGAUCUUUACUGAACUUCACCAGCAGAUUGAGGCCGAUGCCGCCAACAAGGAGACUCUCCGGCAGAUCGAACGGGAGUUUGCCCAGGACACCGCCCACAUAAAACUGGCUCUCCACCUCCUGGCGGCUCCUACCCAGCUCCAGGUGCCCGACCAUCGCGCCGAGCUUUUGAAGCUUUUUAACACUUACAACGACAAAUUGAAGCCCGUUGUCAACAGCGACCGGUUAUCCGACCGCUUCACCCAGGAACUUCUCACCUUGUACCUCACUAACGGCUAUUUCCUUGAAGUUAAGCGCGCUUUCGCCUCGGACUUGGACACCAUCACCAUCAAUCUCAUGGACGUCGUCAUCCCCCCCGCUCAAUUGAUUGCCCAAGGGUUUCACAACGACGAGAACGUGUUGGAGUACCUGCACUAUCUUUUGUCGGUGCUCACCAUGGUCGACGCCAUUGUCGAAUACACUAGUGAUGCCAUCAUUAAUGUGCUGAUGGAACCUGGGGCCGACAAGCGCCAGUACGCCAUUGGCCCGGCCAACCUUGAUAUCGUCAACAAGCUCAGCACCGGGUUCGGCAUGUUGGACUUGAAGAACGACGGUAUCCGUCGUAAGUAUGACGGGCUCAAGUACGCCGUUAAGCGGAUCAACGGGUUUGUCUACGACUUGCUGUUGCGGGGCCUCAUCACCGUCAAGCCCGAGGUGGUGGAAUCGGCCUAA